GCCGCGGGCGGGCAGGCAGGAGGCAGUCACUGCUGCGGUCGGUGCCGGCCCUUCCAUGAGCCGUCGCUGCCCGCCGGCCGCCGCCUCGCUGCUGCGGGGGCUCAUCGGCCCCGCCGCCCUUUGCCUGGGCAGGAGUAUGAGCCUCUGCGGGGCGCCGGCCGCCUGCGCCGCGGGGCCUGCGAGCGGCGGCGGCGGCGCGGGCUUCUCAGCGCGGCUGAGCCCGCCCUGGCUGCGGCUGCCUGAGGUGCCGGGCGCGGAGCCGCAGCGGGCCAACGAGCUGCUGCUGCUGCUGCCGCCAGCCCCGCGGGGCCCGGCCCCGCCGCAGCAUCACGUUGUCUACUUCCCGGGGGACGUGCAGAACUAUCAUGAUGUCAUGUCUUGCCACCCAGAAAACUUUCAGUGGGAGAACUGGAGUUUUGAAAAUGUUGCUACCAUACUUGCUCGCCGGUUCCCUAAUAGCUUUAUUUGGGUUGUAAAGUGUUCUCGAAUGCACCUGCACAAAUUCAGUUGCUAUGACAACUUUGUGGCGAGCAACAUGUUUGGAGCACCAGAGCACAGCACUGACUUAGGAGCUUUCAAGCAUCUCCAUGCUUUGCUAGUUAAUGCAUUCAGACUCUCCCAGAAUAUUCUGCUGUCCCAGAAAAGUGUGCACGGUGUCAGCAAGGAUGCAAAAAUAGCUGCUUGUAAAUCACAGCCGCAGUCUGUUCCUACAACGAAUGGCUGCCCAUCCACAGAAGGAGAGAGAGAUUGUGAAUGCUCUAAUAAUUCUGCUAUGAACUUCAUUAUACCAUCUGCUGUAGGUGCAGUGUCGUUUACUUUGAUUGGCUUCAGUAAAGGUUGUGUGGUUUUGAACCAGCUGCUUUAUGAGCUGAAGGAAGCUAAAAAAGACAAGAAUACAGAUGCCUUCUUAAAAAACAUAAAAGCAAUUUACUGGUUGGAUGGUGGGCACUCGGGAGGAAGCAAUACGUGGGUUACUUACCCUGAAGUGCUGAAAGAACUUGCAGAGACAGGAAUUGAAGUUCAUGCUCAUGUUACGCCAUACCAAGUGUUUGACACAAUGAGGUCAUGGAUUGGGAGAGAGCAUGAGAAAUUUGUACAGAUACUUGAAGAAUUUGGUGUGGAAAUAAAUGAUCAACUGCAUUUUGCUGAUGACGCUCCCUCCUUAGACAACCAUUUCAGAAUUCAUGAAGUAUUUUGAGACUGUAUGUAUCUGAAUAGUAUAUUCAUUGUAAAAGCACUUUUGAUACUGUAAAUGUUGUCAUUUAGAUUUACAACUUUGAGCAGAUGCUUUCUGAGGAGAAUACUAAAUCAGUCCUGUGUUGCUAAUAGAUACUAUGUAAAAAUUUCGGUAGCUUAAAAAGGAGUAUUGGGACCCUAUACCUACAACAGAUGUCACUUGAUUCCUGGAAAAAAAGUGUUAUGAAGAACUAUUCUAUACAUUUAUUUUUUUUUGUGAAAUGUGAACAUUUAUUUUCAAGCUGUUGGCAGAAUUUUUAGUCCUGGGUGUCUAAUGUCAUAUACUGCCUUUAAAGUACUCAAGACUCUCAAAUGUCUGGCUACUUCCAUUUAGUAGCUUCCAGGGCUAAAAACUUUGGUCUUUGUCAAUAACACAUAUAACGUUAGGUUUUUGGCUUAAGGAAAACAAUGAUUGACAGAACAAUCUUAGUUAUAUAUUUUCUUGACAAUUGCUUUAAUUAAUUAAUUAAAUCUUCCAGUUUUGUAACAGUUCUCCUAUUGAAACAAAGUCACAAAUAUUUACCUUUGGAAUAAUAGUGCCAAUCCAUUUUUCUUCCUUAUGUGCGCCUUGCCUCUUCUGUCGCUACAAGUUUCAUUGUGUAGUGUCUGCCAGUGAAUAGCUGUUUCUCCUGAGGGCUCGAAAGUUUUGAUAUGGCUAAGUUAAGUGACCAAGAGUGUUGAUGAAAGUGUAGCCUACUGCUGUUUCAACAUACCUUGCUAUUGCUUUGACUAAUUUCUAAAAGGACCAGCAGUAAUAUCUGUAUUUUCAAGUCAAAAGGUGUCUUUAUCCCUGCCUUGGACUGGUGAGUAUUUUUCUUGAUAAUUGCUGCAUUGAUGUUGAUCUAAAUCAAGCCGUAAGUACAUAACAUAUUACAAGUUGCAUAAAAAUUUUAGACUGUGUUGACUGCAGCUGUUUCAAAAUGCUUCAAUUUUUAGAACUAUUAUCUCCUUUAAAUGUAUAGCAGUAGUUGCUUCUACAGCCACCCAAAAGUCUGCUUUCAGACCCUAAUUUUUCUUACAGAAAAAAUACCUCCUCUAAUUAAAUACAAAGCUGGGCAAAUCGGAUACAAAAGAUGGAAUCUAGUUCAGAUCCCAAACCUGAAUGUUCUUCAGAAAGAAUUGCUGAAAGAUGGACAAAUGAAGGUAUUAGUAGAACUUUUCUAAUGUUGUAAGUAACUUUUUCCAUUUAUCUAUGGAUAAAUCUUAGAACCACUCUUAAAGACAACUGCAGCUAUUAAGAAUGAACCAGUAGCUUAAAAUGGCUUUGGAUUUCCUGGAAUUAUAGGAAUACAAUAGAAGAAUACACAAACAAACGCAGCUCACUGCUGAAAAAAGGCAUUUUAUUCAACUUUGUUCCUAUGUUUGAUGGCUUAGCAACCUCUCCCCCUGCUUCUUGCUUCUCGUUUCUCAUGCCUCUUACACUGUGAAAGCAAAGUCCUGGUUCAUCUUUCUUCUGUUGGCAUCAUUAAAACUUAAAAGGUUCACUGGAGACAGUAUUUUCACAACUCUUAGAGUGUUUGUGCACGUUAGUGAUCACUGAAGAAUGAGAAAAGUGUGUUGAACUCUUGAGAAAAUUUUCUUAACACUCAAAAUAUUAAGGGUUGUAGGAUUAUGCAUAGACCGUGUACCUUACAAUGUGAAUGUGAACUCUGUUGCUAAUAGUAAAUAGACUAAUCUGUGUAGUUGAUCAAAAGGGGAAAUAAUUUAUUUUAAUUGAUGGAGAAAAGUGGAACGUGCAAGCUAACUCUAGCAUUUUAUGAAAGAAUUUGAAAUCUAGUUCCAUCAGCUUUUUUUCUAAAACUCUUUCUUGGAGACUUUGUUCAUUCCUAUUUAUUGAUUAUCUCCCUAAUGGGCUUAUAACAACUUGUUUAUGUGUUCCAAGGAAGGCUGUUUCCCUUUUUUGGUCCUUUUGAUAACACUUGCACCAUACACGAGGACUUUUUUCUGUAAAGGAAAUAUGGGUCAUGUAACAAAGUGGUUUCAAUAGGAAGCCUACAAAUUGCUUGGAAUAUCUUUGAUUGCCCACUUAUAAAAUAAAAUUUAAAAAAAUUAACAACAGAAAACCUCCAAAUGCACCACUGAUCUUGUGCCCUCUCAUUUCAGUUUUAGACUGAUCAGGCUAACUUGAGUAUGCUAACACUUGCCCUAUCCAAUAACAGUACAGAUCACAGACCAAUUUCUAAACAAUUCUGUGCCAGCCAAAACAGCAGGAGUAGGUUCUUGCAAGCUUUUGGAAACAGCUAUUAAAAUAUUGACAUUGUCUUCGGAAGUUUCUGGAUGGCUGUCCUGUGAAAAUAACAUUAGCCUGUUUGAUGGAGGCUGCUUACAAUAACUGUUAAAUAGGCUCAAGUGUUACUGUUAAAUAGGCUAAAGUGUUGCUGUAUUAAUUUGAAGAAUAAGCACUUUGUUGUAAAACUAAUCUUGUUCUGAGACUUCACGUUGUGGAGAGAAAACUGACUGGUUGUUUUUAAUUCUCUAAACAGUUGUAGUACUCUGUUGGAAUGUGCCUCUGUCAUUCACUACAAUGCACGCUAAAAAUAAAUUUUGCAAACAAUGUAGAAAAUAAACUAUUUCUAAUGGGUGAAACCACUUUGAUGUGAAUGUAAAACCCUUAAACAAGGAAUGUGCAGUUAAGUUCUGUGGAUUAAGCUUUAUCAGAUGUUUGUGGAGAUCUAGUUGGAAAAAAAAUCAGAUUUAUUUGGUAACUUUUCUUCAAGGCAGGCUUUGUAUUUGCGUAGUCAGCAUCUGUAAUUCUAAAGCAGCUUUCUAGCAUCUCACAUACAUGGGAAAGCUGGCAUGAGGUACCCAAGGGUGUGAACAUUUAUUUCUAUGUUAGGAUGAAAUGGUUCAUAGUUUGUACAAGCCUGUCUUUCAACAUUAACUGUAAAGGCAGUUUUUAAUAAGCUCAGAUGUAAAGUUAAGUGAUUCUCAUGCUUACUUACAGUGGUUUAGUUCAAGACAUUUCUGUUUUUGAAUGCAGUGAGCAACAUUACGUAGUCCUUAGUACAACAUGGUAUGUAAUAGCUGGUAUUAUUUAUAUUACAUGCUUGUUUCUUGGACAAUAGACAAGAUACUCUUCAGAUUUUGAGAAAUGCUAAAAUGUUUUAAGCUUUUCCUGUUAAAUUCCUUUAAAACAGGGUUUGAUUAUGUGAAAUUAUCCAGAUUCUGUAUGACUUACAUGAUUUUAUUUUGUGUGCAUCUUAAAUACUAGAAACUUUGGUCACCUUCUUCCUAUGUAGGACUAAUUUAGUUCCAUCUCUGUAAAUGCUAAGGCAUAAAUCAGUAUCAGCCCCUAAUUUUGAAAGGUGAUUAAAGGUCCAAGUCUUAACGUAUUGCUGAAAGGAGCAAUCUUUUCUGUCCUCCCAUUGAUAACAUGGGUAGCACAAGCACUUUAUGGUGAGCUGUUCUAUCUUACUAAACAUUAUUGCUGAUAGAAAUAACUAAUGGAGUGCUAUCUAUUUAAAUAGUCGUAGAAAUUAUUUUCAAUUUGACUCCAAAGUCAGUUCAUGAGUUAGGAUGUUACAACUGUGGAUAUUCACAGGUAAAAGUGAUUGUGCAUCAUCAUGUGCUCGUUUUCCCAACAGAUUCUUUUUGAGCUAUUUGCAGAAAGAAAACAUCAGCUGUUUUCUUCCUCGCUCUCAUGGUGCUUUUUACAAUGCUGUCUUUCCUGAGCUAACAGUUACUUCACCAUCUCUGCAGAUAAACAAUAUUUGUUGUCUGAAAGUUGAAGCACUGAGGUUAAAGUAUACCCAUCCAUUUACUUUGAAUUCUUAUUUUAAAUUCUUAUGAAUUAAUAUAAGAGGGAAGUUAAAGAACAGUAAAAAUUUUGGAAUGUGUGUACUUUUGAGAGACACAAUUUUAGGUCCAUCACUGCUUAGCAGAAUCCACAAACAUGAAUUGUGUGUCUGGUGUCCCUGUGCAAUACAAAAGCAAAGGCGUAUCUCUCAGACUGCAAUCCACAAGAGACAACCUCUUCAAAUCACCUUUGGAGUUACUUCUUCUCGAUCUUUUUAAUCUCAUAUUGAAAUACCAUUUCCUUUUUAGAAGGAUGGUAGAUUAAAGAAGAAAAAAAGUUUACUUCUGAUGCUCAUACCUGAUGAAAAUUUAGACACAUUGAAUAUUGCUGAUGGAGACCCUAGACCAAGGCUGGCUUUCUGUUGGUCUUUAGGAACUCUUAACUCUGUUCAGAUGCAAGGUGAAGUAUUAUCGGCAUAAUUCACUUCUGCUGACAAAACCCACGCAGGAUUAGCUGUCCCACAUCACUGUGGAAACCAUGGAAUACUGAUUCAGGCAGUCAUUUUGCAUAUAAUGUAAUAUGGGUUAUAAAGUAGUGAUGGCUUUGUAGUUGUCUCCUGUCAUUAGGGCUUCAUUGCAUGUUUCCAAGUGACCCAAGAAGUGCGGUAUUCUACUUAACCAAAUGACCAGAAAAGCA
This is a messenger RNA of Chroicocephalus ridibundus (black-headed gull), 5668 nucleotides long. It is a transcript of the gene C7H2orf69, whose product is annotated as chromosome 7 C2orf69 homolog. The record is from RefSeq and is a predicted model, not a curated record. The coding region runs from base 56 to 1198 and encodes 380 amino acids. Gene Ontology annotation, cellular component: mitochondrion. The transcript is spliced from 2 exons. Lineage: Eukaryota; Metazoa; Chordata; Aves; Charadriiformes; Laridae.